CAAGCCAUUCUGCUAUUGCUUCUCUACAUUCCAAAUUCUGAAAUUGCACUACUCCUACUUCUGCUGGAAAUGUCACUGAUCAUCUGGCCUUGAUAGCCUUCAACUCUAAGAUUUCAAAUGAUCCUCAGGGGAUUUUGAAAUCCUGGAAUGAUUCUAUCCACUUUUGCUGUUGGACGGGCAUCCCUUGCGGUCAUAGAAGAGCCAGAGUAACCAUCUUGAAUCUAUCAUCCAGGGGCUCGGUGGGUCCUUUGUCUCCUUCCAUAGGGCACUUGAGCUUCCUUCGCAAGAUUAGACUUUCAAACAACACCUUUCUGGGGGAAUAUCCCACCUGAAAUUGGUCAUUUAUUCAGAUUUUUUCUUGGAGGAAAUAACCUCUCCGGAUCUCUAUCUUCAAAAGUUAGUCAACUGAGAAACUUACGCACAGUACUGGAUGUAUCUAUGAACAAGCUGUCUGGAGAAAUCCCAAAUAACCUAAGUGAAAGCCUUGAGAUUUUAACCUAAGUGCAAAUCUCUUACAGGGAAGCAUUCCUCCAUCUUUAAGCUCUAUCAACAACUUAACUGGUAAGAUACCUCAAUACAUGGAAAAGUUAGUAUUGGAGUCUCUGAUUUAUCUUUCAAUAAUUUGGAAGGAGAGGUUUCAACAAAAGGUAUUUUUGCAAAUGCAAGUGUAGUGUUUGUUGAAGGAGACAAGAAGUUUUGUGGGGGAAUUGCAGAACUUAGGUUGCCCAACUGCAGCAUCAAAUAUGAAGAGGUGGGAAAGCUUUCACCAGGAUAGAUAAUAAUGAUAAUAAUAACAGUUGCCUUUCUGAUGAGUACAGGAACAAUCAUUAAGUCUUUCUUCCUGUUUGGCUGGUCUAAAAAGAAAAGCAAAGACCAGUCUUCUGUAUCCCACUUGAGGAAGCCAUUUAGGCAACUUUCUUAUGAAGCUUUGCUCAAAGCAACCGAUAGGUUUUCUUCGUCAAAUGUAAUUGGAAAAGGGCGCUUUGGUUUUGUCUAUAAAGGAGUUCUUCAAGAAGAUGGAACUAAUGUUGCAAUCAAAGUACUUGAUCUCAAGCAUCGACGAGCUUCCAAGAGUUUCAAAGCAGAGUGUAAAGCCUUGAGGAACAUUCGUCAUCGGAAUAUUGUAAAGAUUAUAACUUGUUGCUCCAGUAUCGAUUUCAAAGGUAAUGAUUUCAAGGCUUUGAUUUAUGAGUUGAUGGCCAAUGGAAGCCUGGAAAUUUGGCUCCAUUCAUCUGGUCAGGAAGCAAAUAACAGGCAAGGCAUAGCCCAAAGUCUUACUCUUUUACAAAGGAUAAGCAUUGCUAUUGACGUUGCUUCUGCUCUUGACUACCUUCAUCACAAUUGUCGGAAGCCAAUCGUUCAUUGUGAUUUGAAGCCGAGCAACAUUCUUCUUAACAAUGAUAUGACUGCUCAUGUCGGAGACUUUGGGCUUGCAAGAAUUAUUUCAGGGCCAAGAAAGCCAAAAGUGAGGAGGUCGAUUGGAGUAAGGGGAACAAUUGGGUACACCGCUCCAGAGUAUGGCAUGGGAAGGGAGGUUACAGUACAGGGAGAUGUAUACAGUUAUGGAAUUCUAGUGUUGGAGAUGAUGACAGGAAAGAGACCAACAGACAGUCUCUUUGAAGGUGGCCUCAAUCUUCAUAACUAUGCCAAAACGGUAUUACCUGAUCAAGUUAUGGAGAUUGCAGACCCAAAGCUCGUACACGAAGCUCAAGCAGCUACCAUUAACAAUCAGAUUCGUGUUCGGGCCCGAUCUCACAGCCCAAGGGAUUGUCUGAUCUCUAUGAUUAGAAUUGGCGUGGCAUGUUCUGUGGAGUCACCUCAAGACCGGAUGACCAUAAGUGCUGUUCUCACUGAGCUGCAUCUGAUAAGGAACAAUCUUCUACGAAACCAAGCACACUACUAGCACAUCUCUAGCCUCUGGAUCUGAAUGUUAUUC
Rubroshorea leprosula is the source of this 1936-nucleotide messenger RNA. NCBI's taxonomy places the organism in Eukaryota, Viridiplantae, Streptophyta, Magnoliopsida, Malvales, Dipterocarpaceae. The record is from the annotation of a GenBank genome assembly.